AUGGAGAUGGAACAGUCGAACCAGAACAUGUCUUCCAAUCGAAGUCACCGGCGGCGCGGGUCGCGCGCCGGGGUGGCGGCGCGGGCGCAGGUGGUGGGAAAGCCGAACCGGAUGGAAUCGCUCUUCUUCAAAACGAAAAUCUGCGCUUUUUGGCAGGAGGGGCGCUGUCUUCGAGGGGCUGGCUGCAAAUACGCCCACGGUGAUUCAGAGCGCCACGACGAGCCGGACCUCACGAAGACGGCGCUCUGCCGCAAGAUGCUGAGCGGGGGAGAGUGCAAAGACCCCACCUGCACCUAUGCCCACAGCAGGGACGAGCUCCGGAGCACCUCGGACGUCUACAAGACGUCCAUGUGUACCUUCUUCAAAUACGGCCGGUGUCAGAUGGGUUCCAGUUGCCGCCACGCGCACUUCGAGAGCGAGCUCCGCUCGCGGAAGGAGAUGGGCGAGGAUGGGGUAGAGGGGGAAGAGUCGGAUGACGACUUCGGCAUCAAUGAGGUUGACACGAAAUGGGAACGCUCGGUCACCAUGCCCCCGGCCAUCGGAGACAGGAUCUGCCCCAGCACACCAGAGAACGUGCCCUGA
Molecule: messenger RNA, 582 nt
Organism: Effrenium voratum
Lineage: Eukaryota; Dinophyceae; Suessiales; Symbiodiniaceae
Source: the annotation of a GenBank genome assembly